This is a messenger RNA of Telopea speciosissima, 1732 nucleotides long. RefSeq lists its product as uncharacterized. Lineage: Eukaryota; Viridiplantae; Streptophyta; Magnoliopsida; Proteales; Proteaceae. The coding region runs from base 135 to 1586 and encodes 483 amino acids. Gene Ontology annotation, biological process: asymmetric cell division. The record is from RefSeq and is a predicted model, not a curated record. The transcript has 4 exons.
CUUUCUGUAUCUACCCUUCAAACUUUAAAUUCUUCCCUAAUUUUGAAUUCUGGAUUCUGUACUUAAGUGUGUGUGAGGUCAUCUCUGUGAUCCAGUUGUUCCAAAAACCCUAGUUUUGCUGGUCUCAAAUCUAAAUGUGGCAGUUUUUAUUAGCCGCUGCGGUGGCUGGAUCUAGCUACUUCGCCCAACGCAUGUUUUGGAAUGGAAAUCCCGAGAUGGCUGAGAAAUCUGAGCAGCAGGACAAUGACGUAGUGAAGGCUGAGGAAGAGGUAGUACAUGUUGAUCCUGAGAAACCCCCAGUUCCGCCCCCUCUGUUUGUUUCAUCUUCUGUGAUCUCAAGUGGAUUUUGUCGAUUUUCUGAUUCUUUGAACUGCGAGGUGAGGAGUUCAAAGACUGGAGAAGGGAGUAUCUUCAGAUUCUCUAGUUUGGGUGAUGAGGGUGGAAUUGAGUCUUCAUACGGUUCGAAGGGUUCGCUAAAAGCCGGUGAUGGGUAUGAUGCAUGGAAGAGAAAUGAUGGUGUUAGGAGAAGACUUGGGUCUAAGAAAUACGAGAAAUCAGCUUCUACAGGCCGUUAUGGAGGUGUGGUGGAGGAAUCGAGGAAGAAGGGAAAAAGGUAUUUCCUUUGCUUGAAAAGGAGGAGGACCAACAAGAAUGCUACUGGGAGAUGCGAGCCAUGUUCUUCCACAGGUAGCACAUUAUUCAGCUGGGGACUCGGUGUUGGCAUUAUGUACAUGGUAUCAGCUGGGAAAUCUGAGAUCAACAAACUGAAUACCACUGUACACGAAACUGCAAAAGUUGUGCAGGAGUUACAAAAUGAACUUAAUCAAAAGAAAUCUUAUCGUGAUGCGCAAAAUGCAAGUUGCAAGAGUAAAAUUGAUUCCACUCCCAGGAAUAUCAGCUGUAUGCAUAAGCAGCAAGUGGUUUCUAAUUCAGAUGCAGAACAAGAAGACUCCAAUUAUCCCAAAGAUUUGGGUCUUCAAGUUACUGAUGAUGUUGACUGUGUUAGUAGUGUUCUUACAGAAGAGCCAGAGCCAGAGGCACUAAAAAUGGAUCAGCUUGAAGCAGAGCUUGAAUCUGAACUGCAGAAAAUUCCUUGGUGUGUCGCAGAAGAAGCAUCUAGUUAUGAAGGCAACUUCAUAAAUUUGGGAAAGCUUGAGCCGGAACAUUCUGUGAACAUCAUGAACACUGAACUCUUGGCUGAUAGACUAUCAGGUCCACACAACCCAGAAGGCAUUUAUUUUGACUCUCACCAAUCCCAUGGAGUUUUACCAUCUGAACUGGAUCAGAAACUGUGUCAUUUGCUCAUUGAGCAGCAGGAGAGCCAGAUCCUAGUUCUGGAAACUAAACUGCAGUCAAGCCAGAGCAAACUUCAUGAGAAGGAAACAGAACUCCAGGCAUUGAAGGACUGUGUUCGUCACCUCACCGAACUUUCUCUUGAAACAGUUUCAGGCAUGAUGAAACUGAGGAGGCUGAAACACAGACCAUUGGAAGAGACUGGAACAAUUGUACCAACUCAUCAUUAUCUGCAGAGUUGCUUGGUGAUGGUGCUAACAAUAUGGUGGGAAAGAAAUCAAUGGUUGGGAUGAAAAGAGUAAUGGAGUCCCAAUCAUGUGAUUGUCAUUUGAGAGAGAAUGCAGGCUCUGUAUGUGGGUGGGGAUGCAUGUAAUCUUUCAGCCUUUAUAUUUUCCUUUAAAUUUUAUGUAGGUUGAGCAUUGUUAAUAUAUCCAACAAA